Lepus europaeus (European hare) is the source of this 5928-nucleotide messenger RNA. RefSeq names its product TTK protein kinase (gene TTK). Gene Ontology annotation, cellular component: nucleus; kinetochore; spindle. The coding region runs from base 451 to 3006 and encodes 851 amino acids. Gene Ontology annotation, molecular function: ATP binding; protein binding; protein serine/threonine kinase activity. Lineage: Eukaryota; Metazoa; Chordata; Mammalia; Lagomorpha; Leporidae. The transcript is spliced from 22 exons. Gene Ontology annotation, biological process: chromosome segregation; protein localization to kinetochore; mitotic spindle assembly checkpoint signaling. The record is from RefSeq and is a predicted model, not a curated record.
CACGACGGAGCAGCUGCGUACGAGGUGGGAUCCCCAAAGUCCGCCCCUCUCGUACUCGGUGGGUUAGAACUGUCAGGAAGUGGGCGUGUGUUCUGACAGUUACCGUCCACUCGGGAUUUCAGAGGCGGAGUGAGAUCUUGCUGCCCACUUUCUCGUCCCUUUUCGUGGUUAAACUCGAGGACGAGGCGUGCUGAUAGCGGUGACCCUGGUUACCAGGUUUAUGUUUGAAAAAUCAUACAAGCGACGGACCGGAAGACUGCACUUUGUUGCCCACAUACCGACAUGGAGUUUAGCAAAUGCUUAGCACUGUAGGAAACAGUAGAUUGUUGUUAUUAGAACGACUGGGUAGUGAAUCACGAUUCUCCCAGUUCUGUGCAAGAACAAACCUGCUGGAUCCCAAUUACCAAUAAAAGCCUGUGAUGUUGUCCAUAUUCUACUUUGAAAAAAGAAAUGGAGGCUGAGGAGUUAAGUGGCAAAGAAUUGACAAUUGAUUCCAUAAUGACCAAAGUAAGAGAUAUAAAAAAUAAGUUUAAAAACGAAGACUUAACGGAUGAGCUAAGCUUGAAUAAAAUCUCUGCUGAUACUACAGAUAACUCAGGAACUGUUAACCAAAUUAUGUUGAUGGCGAAUAAUCCAGAGGACUGGUUGAAUUUCUUGCUCAAACUAGAGAAAAAUAGUGUCCCCCUAAAUGAUGCUCUUUUAAAUAAAUUGAUUGGUCGUUAUAGUCAAGCAAUUGAAGCACUUCCUCCAGAUAAAUAUGGCCAAAAUGAGAGUUUUGCUCGAAUUCAAGUGAGAUUUGCUGAAUUAAAAGCUAUUCAAGAGCCAGAUGAUGCCCGCGACUACUUUCAAAUGGCCAGAGCAAACUGCAAGAAAUUCGCUUUUGUACAUGUAUCUUUUGCACAGUUUGAAUUGUCACAAGGUAAUUUCAAAAAAAGUAAACAGCUUCUUCAUAAAGCUGUAGAAAGUGGAGCAGUACCAUUAGAAAUGCUGGAAAUUGCCAUCCAAAAUUUAAACCUUCAGAAAAAGCAGCUGCUUUCAGAGGAGGAAAAGAAAAGUUUAUCAGCACCUACAGUAUUAUCUGCCCAAGAAUCAUUGCCCAGCUCACAUGGACAUUUACAGAAUAGGAACACCAAUUGUGACACCAGAGGACAGGCUACUAAAGCCAGGGUUUUGUAUGGAGAGAAUUUGCCCCCACAAGAUGCAGAAAUAAGCCAUCGAAAUCCCUUGAAACAAACUACCAAAACUAAACGGUCAUGCCCAUUUGGAAGAGUCCCAGUUAACCUUCUGAAUAGCCCAGAUUGUCAUGAGAAAAUAGAUGGUUCAGUUGUGCCAAGUUUUACAAAAAGACAGAUCUCUGGAUCAGAGUGCAGAGAUUUAAUUGUGCCUGGAUUUAGAUCAAGUGGAAAUGAUUCCUGUGAAUUGAGAAAUUUAAAGAGUGUUCAAAAUAGCCAUUCCAAGGAACCUUUGGUAUCAGAUGAAAAGAGUUGUGAACUUACUGCUGAAUCAGUAACCCUGAAGAAUAAAACUGACUCCAGUCUUCUAACUCAAUUAGAAGAAACUAAAGAACAUCAAGAACCAAAGAUUCCAGAAAAUAACCAGAAGCCUUGGCAACCUAAGAGAAAGUCAGAAUGUGUGAGUCAAAAUCCUAUUACAUUUUCAAGUCAGUGGCAUAUUCCAGAGCUAACCCCAAAAGUUGAUGCAGAGCAGAAGCGUACCACUAUUGAGCAACCUGUCUUUUCAGUUUCAAAGCAAUCACCACCACUAACAGCACCUAAAUGGAUUGAUCCAAAAUCGAUUUGUAAGACACCAAGCAACAAUACCUUGGAUGAUUACAUGAGCUGUUUUAGAACUCCAGUUGUAAAGAAUGACUUUCCACCUGCUUGUCAGCUGUCAACACCUUAUAGCCAAGUUGCCUAUUUCCAGCUGCAGCAGCAAAUAUCCGCUACUCCACUUCAGAAUUUACAGGUUUCAGCAUCCUCUUCAACAAAUGAAUGCAUUUCAGUUAAAGGAAGAAUUUAUUCCAUAUUAAAGCAGAUAGGAAGUGGAGGUUCAAGUAAGGUAUUUCAGGUACUGAAUGAAAAGAAACAGAUACAUGCUAUAAAAUAUGUAAGCUUAGAAGAAGCAGAUAACCAAACUGUGGAGAGUUACCGGAACGAAAUAGCUUAUUUGAAUAAGCUACAGCAGCACAGUGAUAAGAUCAUCCGACUUUAUGAUUAUGAAAUCACAGACCAGUACAUCUACAUGGUAAUGGAAUGUGGAAAUAUUGAUCUUAAUAGUUGGCUUAAAAAGAAAAAAUCCAUUAAUCCAUGGGAACGCAAAAGCUACUGGAAAAAUAUGUUGGAGGCAGUACACACAAUCCAUCAACAUGGCAUUGUUCACAGUGAUCUGAAACCUGCUAACUUUCUGAUAGUUGAUGGAAUGCUAAAGCUAAUUGAUUUUGGAAUUGCAAACCAAAUGCAACCAGAUACAACAAGUAUUGUUAAAGAUUCUCAGGUUGGCACAAUUAAUUAUAUGCCACCAGAAGCCAUCAAAGAUAUGUCUGCCUCAAGAGAGAAUGGGAAAUCCAAGUCAAAGAUAAGCCCCAAAAGUGAUGUUUGGUCCUUAGGAUGCAUCUUGUACUAUAUGACUUAUGGCAAAACACCAUUUCAGCAUAUAAUUAAUCAGAUUUCCAAAUUACAUGCCAUAAUUGAUCCCAAUCAUGAAAUUGAAUUUCCUGAUAUUCCAGAGAAAGAUCUUCAAGAUGUGUUAAAGUGUUGCUUAAUAAGGGACCCUAAACUGAGGAUAUCGAUUCCUGAGCUCCUGGCACAUCCAUAUGUUCAAAUUCAAACUCAUCCAGGUAACCAAAUUGCUAAGGGAACCUCUGAUGAAAUGAAAAAUAUUCUGGGCCAACUUGUUGGUCUGAAUUCUCCUAACUCCAUUUUGAAAGCUGCUAAAACUUUAUAUGAGCAUUAUAGUUGUGGUGAAAGUCAUGAUUCUUCAUCAUCCAACGCUUCUGAAAAAAAUUAGAAAAAAGGUGAUAUGCUACUCAUAAACUGUCACAUAACACUAUAGAAAGUACCAGACUGUUAUUCUCUUGAUUAUCUGUGGAAAUCUGCUCUUGAAAACAACUUCACUCUGAAGUGUCACCAGUGGAAAAUUUCAGUAGGUUAUCCUCAAAAGAAAACUGUAAAAAUAACUACCACUGUAUAUAUUAAAUUGUAGAAUUGUUUCUCGUUGUAUGCUUUCCUGUAAAUCUAAUAUAUUUGACAGUAUUUCACACUUGGAAUAGUGGGUGGUCAACUGAAAUAUACUCUGAAGAACUAUGUAAAUAAAUUUUUGCAGCAUAAAUGACACUAAAUUUCAAAGUUGUAAAAUUUUUCUUCAGGCAUACAUAUUGUUGGCAUGGCAACACAAUUCUUUAUUAAUAAAAAUUGGGUUAAGAGAAGACAUGGGAGUGGAUCUUGGUAAAUGAACUUAGGGGGAAAAAAUCCCAAAAGAUUUGAGUUCUUAAAUAUAAAAUAUAAUUUCUAAGUACUUACAGCACUGGUACAGUCAAUACUUGUGUAUCUAUACUUGGCUCUCUCUCAUUUCCCCCUUUGAUUCUUUGUACUCUCCAUUGUUUUUUGUGUUUAGAGGACCAUGCUGUAUUCUGUGGUAUAAAUUGUAUGCCAUGCCCUCAGUGCAUACCUUGCCUGGAAAUGGGUAAUUACAAACUUGGCCUCAGAGACACUUGGCUGAAUCUAGUAGCUUAGUUGAAAUUGUGGGGAAAGCAUCCCUCAUCCAAAAAUAUGACAAGCAAAAUGCUCCAAAGUCUAAAACAUUUUGAAUGCUGACCUAAGGCUACAGGUGGUGUGCACACUGGAAACAUUGUAUAAAAAUUAUCUUAAGGCUAUGUGUAUAAGGUGUAUAUGAAACAUAAAUUGACUUUGUAUUUAGGCUUAGAUCCUAUCCCUAAGAUAUCUUACUUGUGUAUAUGGAUAUAUGGAUAUAGUCCAACAUUCAAAAAAUCCAAAACAUUUCCAGUCCCAAGCAUUUCAGAUAGAGAAAACUCAACUUGUAUCAUCAUAUAGUAUUUUCCCAAUUAAAAAAAUUUUUUUAAUUGACUUUAUUUUUUAGAGCAGCUUUAGGUUUAUCACAAAAUUAAGCAAAAGGUAUAAAGAGCUCAAUUCUCAUGUAUCCCUUUCCCCACCCACGUACAAUCUGUUUGACUAUGAGCAUUCCCAAGGCCAGUGUCCCACACUGUAAUGGCAUACUUGUCAUAAUCCAUGACCCUAUAAUAUGUCAUUAUCACCCAAAGUCUAUAGUUUACUUUAAGUUUCACCCUUGGUAUUGUAUAUAGUAUGGUUUUAACAAAUAUGCAAUGACAUCAGUCUAUCGUAAUACCAUACAAAAUAGUUUCACUGCCCUGAAAAUCCUCUGUUCUCUGCCUAUUCAUCCCAUUCUCCUCCCAACCCCUGGCAAUCACUGAUGUUUUUACUGUCUCCAUAGUUUAUCUUUUUCAGAAUGCCAUAUAUAUGAAAUGAAACAGUAUGUAGCCUUUUAAGGUUCCUCUAGAUCUUUUUCAUGGCUUUAUAGCUCAUUUCUUUUUAGUACUGAUGUGUGUUGCAUUGUUUGUAUGUACCACAAUAUAUAUAUAUCCAUUCACAUACUGGAUUGCUUACAGGUUUUGUCAGUUGUGAAUAAAGCUGCUUAAACAUUUGUGUGCAGGUUUUUGUAUGGGCAUAUGUUUUUAAUUCCUUUUGGUAGUGAGGAGCAUGAUUUGUAGACCAUAUGGUAAGAUUUGGUUGGAAAGAGAACUAAUUUAGUUUUGGACAUGAUAUGUUUAAGAUAUUGAUGCGAGCUUAAACUGUUGAUACAAUUAGCAUCCUUGAUAAAAUGAGAUCUCCCAUCUUUUUAGAAAAUAAUGUAUUUAUUUUUGUCUGAAAGGCAGAGAGACUGAGAUAUCUCCCAUCCACUGGUUUACUUCUCAAAUGUCCGCAACAGACAGCAGUAGGCCAGGUUGGAGCUCGGAGCUUCAAUCUCGAUCUCACAUAUGUGGCAGAGACCCAAGAACUUGAGCCAUCAUCUUCUGCCUCCCAGGAAAUGAAGCAGAGCUGGAACUGAAACUCACGUCAUGGGCAUCUCAAAUGGCAUCCAAACAGCUGUGCCAGAUGCCCACACCUCUUCACUGUUGUCUAGAAAAAAAAUCUCAUCAGUGUGACUACUAAUGAAUUCUAAUAUGAAAUGUGAAGGGAAUAGGCUGUAGAUGUAGUUCACACUACCUGUGUCCGCAUCAUGCGAAACAGGAGGGUCGUGUCCAACUCUACAUUUUUUCUUCCUUUCACAGAUGUCUCGCCUUAUGCAAAUUCUAUUAUACAAACUCCAACCAGAAGGAUUUUCUUCAUAUUUUUACCAAUUAAAUUAUUUUUAUUAUUUUUUAUCACAGUAUUAUUAUUUUAUCACAGUAUUUAAAGUAUUCAUUUUAAUGUCUUGGUGUUUCUUUUUAUUUAAAUUUUCUGUAUGCCUUGAUGAGUUUUCUCUAGUUUUAUCCUACAUUUCAUUUCUGUUAUUGACUCUGUUGUGAAUGUUUAUGUUGUUUUAUCACAUUCUAAUUGGUUAUUGCAGACAUAUAAGAUAGCUAUUUUUUAAAAUUAAAAACAAUAUAAUCAUAUUGUGAAAAGAAUUUAAGACUGUAAAGAGAGAAGUAUCUCCCGGUCUGGUUUCCUUCCUGUUGUCGGAGGCCGCCACUGUUAGUUUCUUUUUGUGUCCACCUGUGCAUAAAAAGCAUGUAUAUGUCAUGUCUGGGCCCUGCAUGCACAUAGCCUUAUGGAAAACACAAAUUGGAGAUUAUCAUGGGUUUUGUCAUUUUUGUUACUUAAUACUUCUUUAAAUCUAACUCAUUCUUUUAAAUAACAACAUGGUAUUCUUUGGUGUGACUGUAACCAGUUUCCUACUUAUAAGAAUUAAGAU